This is a messenger RNA of Rhincodon typus (whale shark), 872 nucleotides long. Its product is annotated as synaptotagmin-like protein 1. Gene Ontology annotation, biological process: intracellular protein transport; exocytosis. Gene Ontology annotation, cellular component: plasma membrane; exocytic vesicle. Lineage: Eukaryota; Metazoa; Chordata; Chondrichthyes; Orectolobiformes; Rhincodontidae. Gene Ontology annotation, molecular function: small GTPase binding; neurexin family protein binding. The transcript is spliced from 4 exons. The record is from RefSeq and is a predicted model, not a curated record. The coding region runs from base 480 to 872 and encodes 130 amino acids.
AUGACUAAUGGUAAUACUACCACAUACUGAGGUGUGUGCUGUGCCAUCAAAAUAUUAUGGAAGAUAGAGAUAUACAGGAAUUCAACAUUUCAGCAAAGUCUCUACUGAUCAGUUCUAGUGCACACUUGCUGUGUGGUCGGCUCUGAAAUGUCAGCAGGAAGUGACUAGCCUGCAAUACUUUACCUUGUCAUGGGACAACAGAGUCUUGCUGAAAGAACCUAAAUGUCUGACAGAAAAUCUAACAUUGUGAAUGCGGCAGAAUAUCUUCCAUGAUCCUGAAAGAAUGCAAACACCUGAUUUAACCUCUUGUUGUCUGUGAACAAUCUCAAAAAGAAAAACCGAGGUUUAAAGUUUGAUGCAUGCACCAACAGUGUAACAGCUGAAAGAAAAAGGACAGACACCCUGCUACUCGAAGUUGCAAACUUUCUCUGACUUGGUCUGGCUUCAGUUCACCCGAAUUUCAUUCAGAAUAUUGGAAAAUGAAAACAGAGAUGGAUCUAACAAAAAUUGUGGACCUGAGCUUUCUGUCAGAAGAAGAACAGUUAGCUCUUCAGCAAGUCCUUAAAAGAGACGCUGCUCUGCGAAAGCUUGAUGAAAAUCGCAUCAAAAAACUGAAGAGAAACAGCUUUGAUAUGAAAAAGUUGAAGGUGAUGACCGGUGAAUGGUUUGCUGAAGUUAAAGCAAAGCGCUAUGGAGACCUUUCCAGUGGCAUAGACAUCCUCAAGAAUUCAUUUAACAGAAAAAAGAAGAUACCAGUUGUUCAGGAUGUUCCAGUGAAGGCAUCUGAAGAUGUAAAUGUGUUUCUGAGUCCAAACUUUCAACAUCAAAAUGUUUGUUCAGAUCCUGAAGCUUUGAAAUCAGGGGAAAGGUAG